Messenger RNA from Neltuma alba, 2425 nucleotides. Its product is annotated as SCARECROW-LIKE protein 7-like. The record is from RefSeq and is a predicted model, not a curated record. Lineage: Eukaryota; Viridiplantae; Streptophyta; Magnoliopsida; Fabales; Fabaceae.
CCUCACUCUCUCUCCCCUCCAAUCUUCCCUCAUUUCUCUCUCAUCCCCUAGCCCAAGAUUUCGCUUCUUCAGAUUUGGCCUCACAGAUGGCCUACAUGUGUGCUGACAGUGGCAAUCUCAUGGCGAUUGCUCAACAAGUCAUCAAGCAAAAGGAGCAACAAGAGCAGCAACAGCAGCAGAAUCAGCAUCAGAGCCAUAAUCACCACCACCACCAUCAUCAUCAGCAGCAGAGUCAGCAGCAACAGCAACUUCUGGGUAUUCAUUCAAUCGCUCUUCAUCCAUGGACGAACACUCCUCCUCUGGGUUUUGGCCUCGCCGGAGCUGAUUUCUCCGACCCCUUUCAGGUUGGGUCUGGCCCUGACGCCUCUGAGUCCGGUUUUCAGUUUCCUCAUCUGGAUCCCCAUCACUCUACUGGGUUUAGAUUUUCUGAUUUCGCUGCUGAUGCUGGCGGCGGCGCGUGCGGCGCUGCCGGUGAGUUUGAUUCCGACGAGUGGAUGGAUAGCUUGAUGGGCGGUGCUGGUGGUACUGGUGACUCAACGGAUAGUUCCAAUCUGCCUUCUGCGUGCGACGCGUGGCAGAACAAUGCCGAUUUUGGUCUUUACGCCUCGAACCCCUUCGCCACCUGCCCUACCCGGCUCUCGCCUCCGUCGGACCUCAAUCGGGUCAUUUUCUCGUCGGAGCCUUCCACGUGGACCUCUCCCCCACCGCCAUCUCCACCGACCGUAGUUAAAGAACCGGCUGCUACUACCAAAUCAGCACCAGCUUUGCCGCCACCGGUGGAGCCCGCCGUGCGCCGAAACGACAGUGGCAACGGCGUUUCGUCGAGCGUCGCAGAAACCAGUGAGUCCACACAUCCACUUCUGAAAGCACUUAUAGACUGUGCUGGCCUGGUCGAGACCGAACCAGAUCGGGUAGAAGAAUCUCUGGUUCAGCUCAGCAAAACGGCGUCGCAGCACGGAGAUCCUACUCAGAGAGUCGCCUUCUUCUUCUGCGAAGCUUUACGCAGCAAAAUAAAACCGGAAAUGGUGGAGACUCCUGGUUGUGCCACUUCAGAGGAAGAGUUAACACUCUCGUAUAAAGCCUUGAACGAUGCGUGUCCUUACUCGAAGUUUGCUCAUCUAACAGCCAAUCAAGCUAUAUUGGAAGCUACUGAAGGAGCCACAAAGAUUCACAUAGUGGAUUUUGGGAUUGUUCAAGGUGUUCAAUGGGCGGCUCUGUUACAAGCAUUCGCUACUCGAUCUUCAGGGAAGCCUGCAAGCAUUCGCAUUUCUGGAAUACCUGCCAUGUCUCUGGGAACAUCUCCUCGUGCUUCUUUGCUUGCCACAGGGAAUCGUCUCUCUGAGUUCGCGAAGCUUCUGGAUUUGAACUUCGAGUUCGAACCUAUUCUGACUCCAAUUCAUGAGCUGAACCAAUCCAGCUUCGCUACUGAUCCUGAUGAGGUCUUGGCUGUGAACUUCAUGCUUCAAUUGUAUAAUCUGCUGGAUGAGAGUAACGUCGCGGUGGAGACUGCACUUCGAUUGGCUAAAUCGUAACCUAGAAUUGUUACUCUUGGAGAGUAUGAAGCUAGCUUGAGCAGGGUUGGAUUCCUGAACCGGUUCAAGACUGCGUUAAGGUACUUCACAGUUUUCGAGUCUUUGGAGCCAAAUUUGCCGCGAGACUCGCCUGAUAGGCUGCGGGUCGAGAGACUUCUACUCGGCCGUAGAAUCGCUAGCGUGGUUGGAUCAAGGUCGCAGGGGAAUGUAAGAGAACACAUGGAAGAUAGAGAGCAGUGGAGGGUUUUGAUGGAAAGUGCUGGUUUUGAAUCUGUAAACCUCAGCCAUUAUGCAAAUAGUCAGGCUCAGAUUCUUCUAUGGAAUUACAACAGUCCUCUGUAUACAUUGGUGGAAUCCGAUCCGGGGUUUUUGACUCUGGCUUGGAAUGAGGUCCCUCUCCUGACUGUUUCUUCUUGGCAUUAAAGGGUUAUUGCUUAUUUGCUUCGAUUGGAAAUGGGUUUCCACCUGGUGCUUUUUUCUCUAGCGUGGAACAACCAAUUGUCUAUAUGCCAUUGAUGAUCAUGCUUGGUCCCUAGUUAAGCUAUACACAGAUUGAUGUUAUUGGAACAGCAAUACAAGCCCUCUUGAGGAUUUAUAGGAGGAAGAUUAGCCAUAUGGUGUGCUUUCUGCAGCUUGAUCUUAGUUCCACGCCUUUCUCUUCUCUUCUUUGCGAUUGAUUUUGCUUUUUUAGUCUUUUCAUUUCAUGUUCUAGUGUUCCUAGGUUUUAUGACUUGACUAGACAAAUUAGUGGACAAGGGAAUGGAAAUGAAGAAAUGGGAGGAAAGAAGUUUUCUCUCCCAUUGGUGUCUGUAACUCUGUAAAUCUGAAUUUGUUGUAUGGAUUUAAUUUGGUCUUUAAAUGUCAAAGGAUGUUCAUCUUUACUUUCUGACUCA